AUGAUACGUUUCAUAGUCAGCUUCAGUGCCAGCUUAUUCAGAGCCAUGCCAAAAUCAGAGCCGACGUUCUAUGCUGUAAAACGGGGACGUGUACCCGGCGUUUACUCAACUUGGUCUGAAUGUGAAAACCAGGUGAAAGGAUUUCCUAAUCCAGCAUUUAGGAAAUUUUUGUCAUAUGAAGCUGCUUAUGAAUUCACUGCACUGAAUGCUUCCUCUAACGCUACUUUACAACCAGUCAAACAAGAGGACACAAGCUUUGCUUUCCAAGUUUCCAAAGCACUUACAAAUGUCAGCACAUUCAGCUGUCCUGAUGCUUCGCAGAAAGCUCCAGUGUCAUCUACCAGCUGCAGUAAUUGCAGUCAGUGUCAGAACGUAGCAACUGUUGCUUCACUAAGUUCCGCUGUGGAAGAUAUGAAAGCAUCCAUACAAAAUAUCUAUGGAGUUGUGGAGAAGCUCAGUGUGGGGCUGACAGAAGUUCAGUCCACAGUCUGCAGACUUGAAAAGACAUUUAUGGCUCCAGGAUCGAAGCGUGCUUUCUGUACAAGUGCAGCGAAUGAAUCUAGACAAAAGAGGCCAAAGUUUGACAAUAAUAAAGAUUGUUUCACGGGCAGCAAGUUCCUUGAAUCAGAAGGCUCUCAUGUCUACACAGAUGGAGGCUGCUUUGACAAUGGGAGAAAUGGAGCCAGGGCAGGGAUUGGGGUUUUCUGGGCCAGGAAUGAUGUGGACAAUGUCAGUGAACGACUUCCAGGCAGACCAACAAACAACAGAGCGGAAAUCCAUGCUGCUGUUCGUGCUGUGCAGAUUGCUAAGAAGAAAGGAAUACAGAAUUUGAUUCUUCAUACAGAUAGUCAGUUUUUAAUCAAUGGUAUUACAAAGUGGAUUCGGGGAUGGAAAAGGAAUCAAUGGAAGAAAACAACGGGAAGCCCUGUGAUUAACCAGAAAGACUUUGAAGAACUGGACAAAGAAUUACAAGGGAUAAAUGUGAAAUGGGUCCAUGUCAGAGGUCACAGUGGGGAUCCUUCCAAUGAUGAAGCAGAUCUUCUGGCUAGACAAGGAGCUGCAAAGCUUGAAGAAAGCACAGAACAUACGUAG
This is a messenger RNA of Candidula unifasciata, 1092 nucleotides long. NCBI's taxonomy places the organism in Eukaryota, Metazoa, Mollusca, Gastropoda, Stylommatophora, Geomitridae. The record is from the annotation of a GenBank genome assembly.